Messenger RNA from Perognathus longimembris pacificus (Pacific pocket mouse), 1313 nucleotides. It is a transcript of the gene Pgc, whose product is annotated as progastricsin. Lineage: Eukaryota; Metazoa; Chordata; Mammalia; Rodentia; Heteromyidae. The record is from RefSeq and is a predicted model, not a curated record. The transcript is spliced from 9 exons. Bases 81 to 1256 code for a protein of 391 amino acids. Gene Ontology annotation, molecular function: aspartic-type endopeptidase activity. Gene Ontology annotation, biological process: proteolysis.
GGUGGACUCAGGACUUCACUCCACCGCACUGGUGAACUCGGAGUGGAUUUUCCUCCCUGGGCAGCUAGGAAAUCGGCAGCAUGAAGUGGAUGGUGGUAGCUCUGCUCUGCCUCCCGCUCCUGGAGGCGUCCGUGUUCAGAGUCCCCCUGAAAAGGCUUAAGACGAUCCGAGAGACCCUGAAGGACAAGGGCUUACUGGGCGAGUUCCUGAAGACUCACAAGUACGACCCUGCCCGCAAGUACCGCAUCAACAACUUCGAUGACUUCAGCGUGCUCUUUGAGCCGGUGUCCUACAUGAACGCUGCUUACUUUGGCGAGAUCAGCAUCGGCACUCCACCCCAGAACUUCCUGGUCCUUUUCGACACGGGCUCCUCUAACCUCUGGGUGCCCUCUAUCUACUGCCAGAGCGAGGCGUGCACCACCCACCCCCGCUUCAACCCCAGCCAGUCCUCCACCUACACCACCAGCGGACAGACCUUCUCCCUGCAGUACGGCACCGGCAGCCUCACUGGCUUCUUCGGCUAUGACACUAUGACCGUCCAGAACAUCCAGGUCCCCAACCAGGAGUUCGGCCUGAGUGAGAAUGAGCCAGGUUACACCUUUGUCUACGCAAAGUUCGAUGGCAUCAUGGGUCUGGCCUACCCUGGCCUGGCUGCUGGAGGUGCCACCACCGCCUUGCAGGGCAUGCUGCAGGAGGGCGCCCUUUCCAACCCCCUCUUCAGCGUCUACCUGGGCAGCAAGGAGGGCUCUGACGGAGGAGCGGUCAUCUUUGGGGGUGUGGACGAGAGCCUGUACACGGGGGACAUCUACUGGGCCCCCGUCACGCGGGAACUCUACUGGCAGAUUGACCUUGAGGAGUUCUUUGUUGGGGACCAGGCGUCUGGCUGGUGCUCCCAGGGCUGCCAAGGCAUCGUGGACACAGGCACCUCUCUGCUCACCGUCCCCAAGAAUUACCUGAGCACGCUCAUGGCAGCCAUAGGUGCCCAGGAGAGCGAGUACGGAGAGUAUUUGGUGAACUGCAACAACGUCGGGAGCCUGCCCACCCUCAAGUUCCUCAUCAAUGGUGUGGAGUUUCCUCUGCAGCCCUCCGCCUACAUCAUAGAAGAGGAUGGCUUCUGCACCGUGGGCAUCCAGACCAUCGACCUCACCUCCUCGGAUGGCCAGCCCUUUUGGAUCCUCGGAGAUGUCUUCCUCAGGUCCUACUAUUCCAUCUUCGACCUGGCCAACAACAGGGUGGGCUUUGCCACCGCCGUCUAGACUUCCUGCCUGGACACCUGGGCGCCCUUCCUCCUCCCCGCUCCCCCCACCACCUCA